GGCUCUUAAUACUAGUCAAAGAAAAAGUGGAAAGCUAUUAAUGCCGAGUGGAAGAGGGCACCCACAAGCAAACACAGAUGGAGGUGGAAUGGCUUCUUGUAAUCCACGGCCUCGUGACACUCCUAGUAUUGGUUUCUUUCCUCUGCGGCCAAUGGCCUAUCUUCGAUGGCACUUUCAUUCAAAAAAUCCACUUCUUCCUCACUUUUGGUGUCUGCGAUUAUUUCCGCCGGUUUGUGGGUGCUGUUUUUGGUCAAAGAGGCUCCAAUGCACUCUUCUGCGUCGAGUACUAUUGUUGUGAUCGUCCUAAUCCCAUCCUCCAGCUCAUUUAUUUGGGGAUAAUUGGAGCCAGUUACUACUUUAUUGUGCAGUCAGCCUUUAAGUACAUUCCUGGGUAUUACUUAGGUGAAGUGCACAGGUACACGAGCUUGUUGGCAGUUGGAGGGGGUAUUCUACUCUUUCUAUUGACUAGCUUUUCUGACCCAGGAACUGUAAAUAUUGAGAAUGUUUCGCAGUAUCUAUCUGCUUAUCCCUAUGACAAUAUUAUAUUCUCAGAAAAGGAAUGUCCAACCUGCAAGAUUCCAAAACCUGCUAGGUCAAAGCACUGCAGCAUUUGUGAUCGUUGUGUCGCUCGAUUUGAUCAUCAUUGUGGAUGGAUGAACAAUUGCAUAGGCGAGAGAAACACCAGAUACUUUAUGGCUUUUCUUCUCUGGCAUUUUCUUCUCUGCUUAUAUGGGACAGUUGCUAUUGGACUAGUGCUAGCUGGCCGACUGAAAGAACUACGGGUUAUAGAUAUUCUUACUGUUUAUUAUGGCUUCGAGAACUCAUUUAGUAGUUUAGCUCCACAUGUUGUAGCGUGGUUGUUGGAUUCAUACAACACUCAAAUACUUAUCAUGGUGUUUCUGGCUAUAGUGUCUAUGUUACUUGCCGGUUUCCUUGCAUACCACACCAAACUGUGUGUCACAAAUACUACAACGAAUGAGACUUUCAAAUGGCAAGAAUAUUUAAACUGGAAGAGGAAAGUCAAUGAAGCAAAGGCAAGUGCAGCAGCUCUCAAAGCAAGUUUAGGUGAAUUGAACCAGGAAAUGACGCGCCCUGUGAGCAAAUGGAAGGCCUUCUUUCGGAGGUCCCAUCUGGAAGAAGUGGAGGUGGUUAAGAAUAACAUUUACGAUAAAGGACUACUCCAGAAUGUCUCUGAGAUUGUAAUUCCUCUUUCAACAAGACGUUCAUUCAUACAGAGGAAAUCAAAAUCAGGUUAGAAUUGUCAGUUGGUGACCCAUAUUCCAUUGGGGCUUGAUAGCUCAUCUUGGUCCAAGUCUUUAGUCUAAUGGUCAUAAACACCAAGGAGAAUGCUCUAAAUGUGAAGUACGCUCGAUUCUAUCAGAACCUAUUAUAAGUAUCGACAAGUCAUCUACCUUUACUCUUGGAUGGGCACGGUUAAUGCAGUUUAAUUGCCCGUGGUGAAAGGAUUGGACGGGUUCUGAGAAGGGGUUUAAGUGCCAGUAGUGGUGUUUGCUUCCUUUUAUUUGCUGCGGCUGCAGCUGUUGAAGGGAAGGGCUUACUGUUCUUUUUGGUGCAUUCUGAUUCCUACUGGUGUAGCCUGGGUUUCUUCUCAUUUCUAGGAUAAAUUUCAAUCCUACUUUAUUUAACUUUUUAUAGCUCUUCGCUGCUUAGCAGCAAAUUUUUACUUGUACUAUGUAAUACGACGAGAAUGAGUACCUGGUAUAUGUUGCAAUCCAAUGUCUCAUGUUUCCACCAGCUGUGGAACUGGAACUCUGUAGAAUUCAAAUAAAUUUUGUGCUAAUGUAGCGGAAAAAGAGAGAAUGUUACCCAGCA
Molecule: messenger RNA, 1833 nt
Organism: Nicotiana tabacum (common tobacco)
Lineage: Eukaryota; Viridiplantae; Streptophyta; Magnoliopsida; Solanales; Solanaceae
Product: putative protein S-acyltransferase 17
Biological process (GO): protein targeting to membrane; peptidyl-L-cysteine S-palmitoylation
Cellular component (GO): Golgi apparatus; endoplasmic reticulum
Molecular function (GO): protein-cysteine S-palmitoyltransferase activity
Source: RefSeq, a predicted model, not a curated record